This is a messenger RNA of Rhodamnia argentea, 1100 nucleotides long. RefSeq names its product 3-isopropylmalate dehydratase small subunit 1-like. Bases 127 to 891 code for a protein of 254 amino acids. The record is from RefSeq and is a predicted model, not a curated record. The transcript is spliced from 2 exons. Lineage: Eukaryota; Viridiplantae; Streptophyta; Magnoliopsida; Myrtales; Myrtaceae. Gene Ontology annotation, molecular function: hydro-lyase activity.
CCCCCGCCUGAGCCUUCUCAUUCUCCGGCUGCGCCGCCCCACAGAGGAUUAAAACUCGCGCGUGGCCGCUCACCACCACUCCCCCAACCGCCGUCUAGGGUUUCUCCUCCGCUUCGACUCAUUCCCAUGGCGACUCCACUGCAGUCUCGUGCCUUGAACGCUUCCUUCGCCAACCUCAACUCCAUCCACAAGCCUCGCCACUUCCUUCACCAUCCACACGACCUCAAGCUCGCUCCGUCGUUGCCCCGCGGGAGCAGCUCCAUGCUCUCGUCGAGCAUCGGCUUCGCUUCGCGGAGGGCUGCGACCCCGCGGGCCACCGCGAAGGCCGCCGGCGAGUCCGUGACUGCCUUCCACGGCCUCUGCUACGUCCUCGGAGACAACAUCGACACCGACCAGAUCAUCCCCGCCGAGUACCUCACCUUAGUCCCUUCGAACCCCGCCGAGUACGAGAAGCUCGGCUCGUACGCGCUGAUUGGCCUUCCUGCGAGCUACGAGACUCGGUUCAUCGAGCCCAACGAGACCAAGACCAAGUACAAGAUUGUUAUCGGGGGAGCGAAUUUCGGGUGCGGAUCCUCGCGUGAGCACGCGCCGGUGGCGCUCGGAGCGGCGGGAGUCUCAGCUGUGGUGGCGGAGUCGUACGCGCGGAUAUUUUUCAGGAACUCUGUGUCGACUGGAGAGGUUUAUCCGUUGGAGGCGGAUGUUAGGAUUUGUGAGGAGUGCAGGACAGGCGACACCGUGACAAUUGAAUUGGCGGAGAGCAAGCUGAUUAAUCACACUACCGGGAAGGAGUAUAAGCUGAAGCCGAUUGGUGAUGCAGGGCCAGUGAUUGAGGCAGGAGGGAUUUUCGCAUACGCGAGGAAGACGGGGAUGAUUCCAUCCCAAGCAGCUUGAGCACUUGCAUUAGGGACUUGUCUUGCACUUAAUCUACCCUGUUGACUGUUUUGAUGUAUCUACCCUCAUAUGCUGUGCUGCUCUUUUGCAGGCACUUGCAUUAGGGACUUGUCUUGCACUUAAUCUACCUUGUUGACUGUUUUGGGUGGGCGUUUCUCUCUUUUCAUGGCUUGUAUGUUUGUUGGAAUAAAAAGAUGCUAUUUGCCUGA